AUGGACAGCACACAGCUCACGAAAUGGCGAGCAACAGGAAAGUUGGAGGAAAUGGCCGCCGUAGCCCACGAGCUUGAUCUCUACACCACCGCCGGGUUCUCCGUACACUACACUCCCGCUCAGGGCCUCUCACUCCCCUUCACCGAACCCCUUAUCUAUCGCGCCCUUGCCCAAACCCUACGCGCACAACCCACGCUCUUCGCAGUCCCCAUCGUCAAAGAAGGAGAGGAGACCUACUUUGCGCGCCUCCCCUCCAUCGAUCUCAGGACAGUGACCACCUUCGCCACGCGGGCAAAGCACGUGCCUGGUCCUGAUGACGGAGGCAGAGAUCCCGAACUCGACGCUCUGCUACAGGAGCAGGUCAAUCUCAACUUCAAGUCCGAGGCGGGUGUUCUGCCUGUGUGGCGCUUCAUCGCGCUGUUCGACGGGCCCGAGAAGCAGGGCUUCACGGCGAACCUCAUGGCGCACCACGCGAUUGCCGACGGCGCCAGUUUCCAGAUCCUGCACCGGGAGUUCCACAAGGCGCUGCACGUCCUCUCUUCUCCGUCAUCCGCGCAGGCUGAACGAGAGAUCGAAUAUGUCGUCUCCUCAAAAGACACCGACGCCAUCGGGCCCCCGAUAGAGGCCAUCCACUCCCUCCAGCUCCCCGAGCCCGCACCCCAGCCAGACGCAGACGCACAACCAAAGUACAACGACUGGCUCGGCAACCCGCCAUCGCUGCCAAAUUCGACCGGGUACACGACGCUCACGCUCACGCCCGCUGCGGUGGCAUCCUGGACCCAGGAAUGUCGAAGAAACAAGGUCGCGCCGCCAGCCGGCCUCAACGCCCUGCUGACCCGCAGCAUCUACGCCGCGCUGCCCGCAGGGACGGAGUCCAUGGACGUCAACAUCCCCGUCGACGUGCGCGGGAGCCUGCCGCCUGCCGCCGUGGACGGCGUCAUGGGCAACUUCUUCGACGCGUUCCGCAUCCGCGUGUUCCGGUCCGACUUCCCCUCUGGCGGUAGCGACGACGGGACAGAGGGAUUGGGCGCCAUCUGGCCGGCUGCGAAGAAGGUCGCCAAGGAGACUCGCGCGUACUUCAGCCGCACGACCGCUGACGGCGAGGCUAUCCUCAACAUCGCGGGGCUCAAGAAUGUGCCCGACUUGCACGCGCUGCUGAAGAGUCUGAUCGGGGGUGCGCGGAGUGAGUCCCUCGAGCUGGCAUACAUAGGUCCGCACGCACCCUACACCUCUGGGGAGACGCUGCGCUGGAACGCCGGCAAGGCGACGGUGAGUCGGUGUGCGUUUGCGCUGGGGGCAUGUCUGCAGAUGACGGUCGUGCUGCAUGCCGAGGGGAUGACGAUUGGGUUUGCGUGGCCGCGUGCUGCCAUCGAGGCGGGGCUUGUGGAGGAGGUGGUUGCGUCGGUCCGGGGGUAUUUUCAUUCGAUUACUGCGUAG
This is a messenger RNA of Paraphaeosphaeria sporulosa, 1437 nucleotides long. RefSeq lists its product as uncharacterized. The coding region runs from base 1 to 1437 and encodes 478 amino acids. The record is from RefSeq and is a predicted model, not a curated record. Gene Ontology annotation, molecular function: N-acetyltransferase activity. NCBI's taxonomy places the organism in Eukaryota, Fungi, Ascomycota, Dothideomycetes, Pleosporales, Didymosphaeriaceae. The transcript is spliced from 2 exons.